GUGUAAGUGUAACCAACCACUAACUAACCAACCAGGAAAGGAAAAAUCUACGCGUCGAACGACGUCGUUGCUUAUGGGAGAAGAAAUUAGGGCGGGAGCCUGGGAUAUCAGGAAGUCGACGAACUGAAACAGCGAACCAAUUCGACUUCUCCCGAAAUAGCCUCCGCCGCCCCAACCUCCCUUCCGGCUUCCUCUACCGCCUUUUGCUACCGGCCGCCGUCCGUUGCCGACAAUCUCCCCUUCGAAUCCAUCCGCCGUGCCUUCUCAUCUGUAUUGGUGGACAGGUGAACUAGUGAAUUAAUUGACUGAAAGCCAUGGGAAGAGCCAAGAAAGGGCCGAAGUUCGCGGUGAUGAAGAAGAUGGUCACCUCAAAGGCAAUUAAGCAAUACAAGGAGGAGGUUCUGAACCCGAAUAGGAAGGACCUUUCCAAAGAACAACUUCCUAGAAACGUGCCGAAAGUGUCUUCAUCGCUUUAUUUUACGCACAACACAGCUUUGGGGCCUCCAUACCGGGUUCUGGUGGAUACCAACUUCAUCAAUUUCUCUAUUCAAAACAAAUUGGACUUGGAGAAGGCAAUGAUGGACUGCCUCUAUGCGAAAUGCACACCUUGCAUCACUGAUUGUGUUAUGGCUGAGCUUGAGAAGCUAGGUCAGAAGUACCGUGUGGCUUUGAGGAUCGCUAAAGAUCCACGUUUUGAAAGACUACCCUGCAUCCAUAAAGGAACAUACGCCGAUGACUGCAUUGUCUCCAGGGUCUCUCAGCACAAAUGCUACAUUGUUGCAACUUGCGAUCGGGAUUUGAAGAGGAGGAUACGUAAGGUCCCUGGUGUGCCGAUAAUGUAUAUCACCCAACAUAGAUAUUCAAUUGAGCGUAUGCCGGAAGCGACAAUAGGCGGGGCUCCAAGAUUCUGAUGAUGUGGAGAUCCAGAUUGCUUUGGCCAUGCGAGAAACGAAAUGAUUUUCUCUUAGAAAUUGAAGUGUUCGAGAAGGAAUUUGCGAAGUUGUAUGAUCAAUCGUCAGUCAGUGGGAUUCUGGCUCACUCCUAAGAUCUCUUUUAUACUUAAUGGCUGUAAUCAGUGUAAUGACUUCUUUCUUGCAAACUAACUAUAUGGUAAUGAAUAACUUGUUUAUUAUUUAAAUUUUUAAUGAUAAUGAUAAUGAGGUUAAAUUUUUUGCAUUUUAAUUGUUUUAGUUUUUAAUUGUCAUGUCAUAACAUUUAAUGAUCAAUUAUGUGAGUUGACUGCACAGUAGACAGUUAACGGAGUUGGACAGAGAGUUAUCAAACAUGACAUGUUUUAUUAAAUCUAAUGACUAUGAACGAAAAUAAAUAUUUUUAGUUAACUAAACAUGAACUUUUUUAGUAAUUUCAAUGUCCAACCUCGUCAUUUACUCCUGAAUAUUUUUAUAUUAGUUUCCGCCGUAAUUUCGAGAGUAGUUUUACGAAUCAUUUUUAUCAUUAAAUUAUUUAUCAUGCAAAGAAAUGUUUUUUUACAAUCACAUAUAGAAUAGGCUAGCAUAGCAGAAGACUAUAAGUAUGCAACUUCUAAUAAAGUUUUUUAUCGGAU
Messenger RNA from Linum trigynum, 1564 nucleotides. Lineage: Eukaryota; Viridiplantae; Streptophyta; Magnoliopsida; Malpighiales; Linaceae. The record is from the annotation of a GenBank genome assembly.